CAUGGCCAGAAAAGAGGAACCCCUCAGGGCUGUAUAUAAAUCAAUCGGCCUCUUGAGUUGGACAACCAAGGGCAUUUCUACACGUAACACAGCACUGUGCCAGAGAACUGAAGUCAUUGAAGUCCAUACCUCAUGGAGGCUGUCUCCAGCGGUCCACACCGAGCCUCAGGAUUCCUAUCAUCUUUUAAAAGAAGACUAUCUUCCAUGUUGACGUUCCAAUGGGGUGUAUAUUCCAAACCUUCCCCGGCGAACACGUUAGAGGUCUUCAUCCUCUUCUGUUUCUGUCUCAUCAUCGGUGCAGCGAUAGGAGGUCUUCUACACGUCUGGAUGGUCUACAGUCUGAACUACCAGCCCUUUCCGUCAAUGGUGGUGUCCAGUACCUGGGGCUGUAUAGUAGUCCUGCUGUUGCUCCUCCUUCACCCCGUCCGCUGUGUCCUCUCUAUCUCAGUGCCCUCCCUGGGAACCAAACAGGGCAGGAAGAUCCUCAUCUCCACCGCCCUGGUUAUUGUGGUGACCAGCUGCAUCCCCAACAUGACCAGGAAUUUGAGCCGCUCCGUUGACAUGAUCAAGUGCUCCUCCCACAGCACCGCCGAGAGAAUCCUGGCCUCCACCAGUCAAGUAAACAACGCCCUACACGACAUGAAGGAUUUCAUCGGAAGCAUACCGAGAAUUGUGAACAGCGAGCGGUUCUUGCAGAUCGAGCAGAAAGUGGAUGUUGAGGAGAUGAAGAUGGAUAUCAGAAACGCCUCGGCCAGACUGAAGGCUGAGUUCAAAGCCAUGCAGGAUACUCUGGAGGUCACAGGUCACGUGGCCCAGAAGGUCAUCGCCUCCUCCUUCAUCAUGCUGCUGCUGGGGAGUUCUGCCAGUUACCUGGUCAGGUUUCUCACAGACCUAAAGCACGACAAUGUGUGUCAGACACGCCGGCUACAGGAGUUACUGAGGGCCCGGGGGGUGGAGGAGCUCCCAGAGGACUACAGAAAGAGGCUGGUGAGGACCAGGGGCUGGAGGAUGACACAGAGGGAGCUGAGACGAUGCCUGUGGGGAGGCACCAUCCUGGGCUUCUACUGCCUGAUAUGUGCCCUGGUCCUAGGGCUCGACCACCUCAUCUACUCUGUCCUGCAGACGUCUCUGAGCUGGGCACAGGACAUUCCUGAGGUGAAAACUACCAUCUCACUCCAUGUGAAGAUUACAGUCCUGAUCAUUGGCUUAAUCCGUAAACCUGUGGGAGAAAUGAACAAAGAGUAUCGCUACAGGAUCCUGCUGUUGCCCCCGGACUGCGUACGUCCCCUGUCCCCCCCAGACCCGUCUGUCCUCUCCACCACCGCAGCCCUCUUCCUCACCGCCCUGGUCAUGAUUCUGGGAGAGGUGUUCUCCAGGAGGAUCAGGAGGAAGAUCUGCUCGUCCUUCUACAGAGACAGAGAGGAGGAACGAGCCUUGUACCUGCGGGACAAGAUUCUAUUAAAGCUGGAGGAUGAGGGAAAUAUUUCCUAGAUCGGUAAACUGGAAGGCGGAUCAGACCAUACACCUCGGGAACAAGAUUCUACUGCAGACCACCGAUGACUGGAAAUGAACAAGAUUCUACUGCAGACCAACGAUGACUGGAAAUGAACAAGAUUCUACUGCAGACCAACGAUGACUGGAAAUGAACAAGAUUCUACUGCAGACCACCGAUGACUGGAAAUGAACAAGAUUCUACUGCAGACCAACGAUGACUGGAAAUGAACAAGAUUCUACUGCAGACCAACGAUGACUGGAAAUGAACAAGAUUCUACUGCAGACCACCGAUGACUGGAAAUGAACAAGAUUCUACUGCAGACCAACGAUGACUAGAAAUGAACAAGAUUCUACUGCAGACCAACGAUGACUAGAAAUUAACAAGAUUCUACUGCAGACCAACGAUGACUAGAAAUGAACAAGAUUCUACAUAUACAUUAAUCAAUCAAUCAUGUCAAUAAGAUAAUUGACUGUAAAUCUUAUUAAAAUCAGCAUUACCUAUC
Molecule: messenger RNA, 1997 nt
Organism: Oncorhynchus kisutch (coho salmon)
Lineage: Eukaryota; Metazoa; Chordata; Actinopteri; Salmoniformes; Salmonidae
Product: osteoclast stimulatory transmembrane protein-like
Exons: 11
Coding region: 133-1491 (452 amino acids)
Cellular component (GO): membrane
Source: RefSeq, a predicted model, not a curated record